This is a messenger RNA of Hibiscus syriacus, 997 nucleotides long. RefSeq lists its product as uncharacterized. The record is from RefSeq and is a predicted model, not a curated record. Lineage: Eukaryota; Viridiplantae; Streptophyta; Magnoliopsida; Malvales; Malvaceae. Bases 62 to 631 code for a protein of 189 amino acids. The transcript has 3 exons.
UAGUCAUCAUCCAAAGUGGAGAUAUUAGACAAAGGAAGAAGAAAAGUGUAAGAGUGAGAACAUGGACACUGUGGAAGUAAACAAAUUUGAGGCAUUGCCACUUCUGUCAUUGAAUCAUGUCUCACUCUUGUGUAGAUCGGUUUGGGAUUCGAUGCGGUUCUAUGAAGAAGUAUUGGGCUUUGUUCCCAUCAAACGCCCUUCUUCUUUCAAGUUCAAUGGAGCUUGGUUGUAUAAUUACGGCAUUGGGAUACACUUAAUUGAGAAUCCAUCCAUCGAUGAUUUUGAAGAUAUCGUUGAACCACGACCGAUUAAUCCUAAGGAUAAUCACAUAUCAUUCCAGUGUACAGAUGUUGGCCUUGUCUUAAGGAGGCUGGAAGAUAUGGGAAUGAAGUAUGUCACAGCUUUGGUCGAAGACGAAGGGAACAAGGUUGAACAGGUGUUCUUCCACGAUCCAGAUGGUUACAUGGUUGAGCUCUGCAACUGCGAGAACAUUCCAAUCAUUCCCCUUUCUUCAUGCUCAUUCAAGCCAAGGCUAAGCAGUUUCAUAAAGUCUGCACCGACUAAGUGCGGAUUCAUGGAAAACGCGAUGAUGGAGAGCUUGAGCAUGGAAAUGCUCAACAUGUCGUUUUGAAAUUGCACCAGAGGAAUGAUAAUUGUGAACAACUUUCACGUUCUUUUCUCUGCUAUCCUAUGCUGCAACUGUUUUCACAGGUCUUACAAUAGUUUGCCGUCUUGUUUUGAACGAAGAAAUUGUGUAUUUGUUAAUAGUUAAUAAGUUUGUGGGUUUGAGUGUUGUAAUCCCUGUGCAAUAAAUCUAUACCCUGUAAGCCUAAAUGAGGCUUUUGAUUGUAUUAAAAUUGAAAGAAAAAAACUAUGGCCUAUGAUAUCAAAAAGGAUGAAAAAAUGGUCAUAUUGUGCCUUGGCCUGGCAAUGCCAGUUGCCAAUAUUAUUUGUGAAAUGUCAACUAUGCAGCAGCUAAUGCUGCUUUGUUUGUUUU